Menidia menidia (Atlantic silverside) is the source of this 692-nucleotide messenger RNA. The record is from the annotation of a GenBank genome assembly. Lineage: Eukaryota; Metazoa; Chordata; Actinopteri; Atheriniformes; Atherinopsidae.
UAGGCGCUAACUGUGCAGUAUGGCGGACGAUGGAGACAGUUUGAGCGGACCAGUUGACACAAGCGGCGGGCAAGAGGCGGCGGAUGAGUCGGACGGGUUCGGGUUAGGCGGAAUGUUGCUGAAUAUCAGCAUUUUGGUUCUGGUCGUGGCGGUUUGUCUGGUGGUGUACCGGCGGUGGGGCAGGCGGCUCGGCCCUGACGCGGCCCAUGGCGACGAGGCCUCGACGCUUCCUAAGAUGAGGAGACGGGACUUCACUUUGGAGCAGCUGGGGGAGUACGACGGACUCCAAAACCCCCGCAUCCUCAUGGCUGUCAACAUGAAAAUUUUCGACGUCACAACUGGCAAAAAGUUUUAUGGUAAAGAUGGCCCGUACGGCAUUUUUGCCGGCCGGGACGCUUCCAGGGGCCUGGCGACCUUCUGCCUGGAAAAAGAUGCCCUGAGGGACGAGUACGACGACUUGUCAGACCUCACCGCGGUACAGAUGGAGAGCGUGAGGGAGUGGGAGAUGCAGUUCAUGGAAAAAUACGACUACGUGGGGAGGUUGCUGAAGCCCGGGGACGAGCCGUCGGAGUACACGGACGAGGAGGACAUCAAGGACCACCUGAAGCACGACUGACCGGCUCCAUCACGCCGACCAAGAAGCCCCAGACAGCUGCGACGGACCACCCCCCCACCCCCGACUUUGUCCCCCC